Leptosia nina is the source of this 732-nucleotide messenger RNA. Lineage: Eukaryota; Metazoa; Arthropoda; Insecta; Lepidoptera; Pieridae. The record is from the annotation of a GenBank genome assembly.
AUGGCAAACCUUAGUAGAAGGAAAAAAUUCCUCCCGUCAAGCGUGGCUAAUCAAGGUAUCAAAAGAAAAAUGAGCAGCUCGGAGGAGAUAUCAUGGAUUUCAUGGUUCUGCGGCCUCAGAGGAAAUGAGUUCUUUUGCGAGGUAGACGAAGAUUAUAUAAAUGAUAAAUUUAACUUGACUGGACUAAAUGAACAAGUACCACACUACAGAUUAGCGUUGGAUAUGAUAUUGGAUCUUGAACCUGAUGAUGAUCUAGAGGACAAUCCAAACCAAUCAGACCUUGUAGAGCAGGCUGCGGAAAUGCUGUAUGGAUUAAUUCAUGCUCGUUAUAUCUUGACUAACAGAGGAAUAGGCCAAAUGAUGGAGAAGUUUCAAUCAGGUGACUUCGGUCAUUGCCCACGAGUCUACUGUGAAUGUCAGCCAAUGUUACCCAUUGGUCUUUCAGAUGUCCCAGGCGAAGCUAUGGUGAAGGCAUACUGCCCUCGCUGUAUGGACGUUUAUACGCCAAAGUCUUCUCGCCACCACCACACAGAUGGUGCUUAUUUUGGAACCGGAUUUCCUCACAUGGUCUUCAUGGUGCAACCCGAGUACCGCCCGCGCCGUAAUCCCUCACAAUUUGUGCCCAGACUAUAUGGCUUCAAAAUCCACCCGCUUGCCUACCAGAUCCAAGUCCAAGCUGCGGCAAGCAACAAGCCUUCUUCCCUGCGCACUUUUAACAACGGUAAACGCUAG